AUUUUUUGAUUCUCGGGGAUACAGGUUAGGCUUAGAUUUUCUUAUUCCUACAUUCCAACAUUCCGCCUCAUUCAGUUCGUUUCCCUGUCGUACCAUUUGUUCCGAAGCCAUGGUCCAUUCCCUCACGGACUAGAUUUGGAAAUACGUGAGAUGAGACAUCAUCACACCCACUCCACUUAGGAGCCUAAACAACUGCAACUGCAGCUGGAGCCAAUCAGGGAUUAGAUUGGCCAUGACGCUACACCCCAGUAUUUCUAGUUCACCGUGUGGUUGGUCUUGAGUUAUAUGGAGUACGCACAUAAUAAUGAAUCGACAGGGACGGUCCGCAACUCAUGCGCUCUCAGACUCCGGCGGACAAAGAUGGCAACAUGAAAAUCGAAGAAGAAGAAACGUGGAGUUCACUUGUUUUGUUUUGUUUUGUUCGUUGCUUGCCGCGCAAUUUUCUAGAAAGAAGGAACAUCACCAAAAUGAAGAAAGUUAAUUUCGAGGAUUUAAUUCCUAAAAACUCACCAGGAGGGUUGCAUGCUGCGAAGGUGGCAACCAUACAAGCUCGGCUCAUUAAAGAGCACCAAAUAAAAAAAGUGACUUAUGCCACUAUCUCGAGCCUCCUAUUAAAUGGGAAGUGCGAAGAAGAAGUGAUAGUUGCCAUUAGAGAAGCCAGCUUUCGAAUUAGGACUGAGGAGGUCCCGCCACCCCCACCAACAGCCACCAUGCACUACCCUGGGCCCAGCCAAGGCUGGGGGAUGCCAGGGUACAUGGUGCCCGGGGUGGCCCCUGGACACUCGGCAUGGCCAAGGCUUCCAGUGCCAAAUAUACCAAAUAUAAAAGCCCCUGAUACUGUUCAGAAUGAGGAUACGAUCAGAGAUGUUGUUAGAGCGUAUUUGGCAGAGGUAAGAGUCCUAACUGCAUAGUUUUUAGGUCCAAAAAAAUAUGUAGAAAUGAGGUAAAGAAGGUAGGCGACUGAGGCACAAAACAAAAGUAGGU
Messenger RNA from Bemisia tabaci, 984 nucleotides. Lineage: Eukaryota; Metazoa; Arthropoda; Insecta; Hemiptera; Aleyrodidae. The record is from RefSeq and is a predicted model, not a curated record.